AUGCUGAUCAAAGUCAAGACACUUACUGGCAAAGAGAUCGAGCUCGAUAUCGAUGUUGACGACAAGAUCGCCCGUAUAAAGGAGAAGGUCGAGGAGCAGUCCGGCGUGCCUCCACAGCAACAGCGUCUCAUUUUCGGUGGUCGUCAGAUGCCCGACGACAAGACGGCAAAGGACUUCAACAUCAACGCUGGCGCUGUGCUGCAUUUGGUCCUCGCCCUGCGCGGUGGCCAGUGA
This is a messenger RNA of Coprinopsis cinerea okayama7#130, 234 nucleotides long. RefSeq lists its product as hypothetical. Gene Ontology annotation, cellular component: cytoplasm; nucleus. NCBI's taxonomy places the organism in Eukaryota, Fungi, Basidiomycota, Agaricomycetes, Agaricales, Psathyrellaceae. Bases 1 to 234 code for a protein of 77 amino acids. The transcript is spliced from 5 exons. The record is from RefSeq and is a predicted model, not a curated record. Gene Ontology annotation, molecular function: protein tag activity; ubiquitin protein ligase binding. Gene Ontology annotation, biological process: modification-dependent protein catabolic process; protein neddylation; regulation of proteolysis.